CCCAAAUGACGACAUGAGAUUAUCUGAACUAUAAGUAUUCCCUUCUUUCAUACGCUAUCUUUAUCCUCCUUAUAACCCAAUUUACCUUCUGCAACAUCAAAUCAACACUACACAACCAAAAUGGCCACCAAACCCUUCGCCAUCAUCGCCGGCGUCGGCCCCGGAACUGGCUCCUCCAUCGCCCGCCUCUUCGCAAAAUCCUACCCAGUAAUCCUCCUCGCCCGCAACCCCCAAAACUACCAAAGCGUAGUCGACGAAAUCAACUCCACCGGCGGCCAAGCCACAGGAAUCAGCACCGAUCUAUCCGACUCCAAGGGCGUGAGGUCCACCUUCGAGCAAAUCAAAUCCCAAUUCGGGAACGCGCCUCUCGCAGCAGCGGUGUUUAAUUCGGGAGGCGGGUUCAUCAGAAAACCGUUUUUGGAGUUAACGGAGGAGGAGAAAGGAGGCUUCAACUUCGCCCAAGCAGUCCUCCCUCUCUUCCCUAGCGACACGAACGCAACUGCACCCGCAACGAAAUACCCACCUACGUUGAUUUUUACCGGCGCGACGGCUAGUCUGAAAGGGUCGGCGAAUUUCGCCUCGGAGUUCGGGCCCAAGGGGAUUCAUGUCGCGCAUGUGAUUAUUGAUGGGGUGAUUGAUAUUCCGAGGACGAAGGGGUGGGUGUUUGAGAAGGAGGAUGCGAAGUUGGAUCCGGGGGCUAUUGCCGAGGCGUAUUGGCAUUUGCAUACGCAGCCGCGGACUACGUUUGGGUUCGAGUUGGAUUUGAGACCGUAUGUUGAGAGGUGGUAGGUUGUCUUCUUGGUAAGUAAGUAGAUGGGGUAGGGAG
Aspergillus sclerotioniger CBS 115572 is the source of this 826-nucleotide messenger RNA. Its product is annotated as oxidoreductase, short chain dehydrogenase/reductase family. The transcript is spliced from 5 exons. The record is from RefSeq and is a predicted model, not a curated record. Lineage: Eukaryota; Fungi; Ascomycota; Eurotiomycetes; Eurotiales; Aspergillaceae. The coding region runs from base 121 to 789 and encodes 222 amino acids.